Molecule: messenger RNA, 291 nt
Organism: Cylindrotheca closterium
Lineage: Eukaryota; Bacillariophyta; Bacillariophyceae; Bacillariales; Bacillariaceae
Source: the annotation of a GenBank genome assembly
AUGGGCAGUGUUCGCUAUAUGUUACCACCUUCAGAACCGAAAUUGAGAGUCAUGGAAGCUCUGGAUCAAGAAUAUCAAGACUUGUGCAAUCGGGAGAAUCACAUUGUGUCGCUUUUGGAACGUUGCACCAAGGAAGAAAUGGUACUUCAAACUGCAUUGAUAAUGGCCGAGAAAAAAUCUGAUGUAUCCCAACCUCCAAGUAGGCAAAAUCAGGAAAGGGAGGCACUGAAACGGUUGGAAGAAGCGCUGAUGGGCGAGAGUAGCGGCGAUGAUGAUUCUUCUCCCCCUUAA